AUGGAGGGAUCGGCGACGGAGGGAAAUCACGGAGGCGAUCCCCGCGCCGAGCAUGCCGCAACCAAGGAGUCCGAGGCGGUGGCAACGCAACACCAUCUGACGCUGCUCCAGCCGACCGUGGUCGAAGUUUCUGCAGCCGUGCUGGAUAAGGACAAGGUGGGGGAGCACGAGUCGGUGGGGCUGGUCGGUGGCUCUCCACCUUCUGGUGGACGGGGGAGGCGUAGGCAGAGGAAGAGCGAUGGGGAGGACGAUUAUGACACCGCCGUGCCCGGGGACCUCAUUACACGGGCGAAGAGGCGGCAGACGACAGAUAGUGCUGACGACGCCGGAGGCGCGGCAGUUGGGACACCGCGAGGCGCCAAGGAAGCUAGUGGCAAGGCGGGCGGUCAAGCAUUGCGCCAGAAGGGCCGACCCGCAGCAAGAAAAGCAUCCGGCGGAAGGAGAGGCAAGAAAGCAGCGACGGGAACAAAGCCGAAACGGGGCGAUGAAGACCCCGGUGAUGCGGAGGAGGAGGAGGAUGAGGAGGAGGAUGCGGAGGGAGAGGAGGAUGAAGAGGAAGCGGAGGAGGAUGACGCGGAUGUUGGGGAGGAUGAAAAAGAUGAGAAUGAUGGCGGGGAGGACGAAGAGGAGGAGGAGGAGGAGGAGGAGGAGGAGGAGGAGGAGGAGGAGGAGGAGGAGGAGGCAGAGGAGGAGGAGGAGGAGGAGGAGGAGGAGGAGGAGGAGGAGCAGGGUGACGACGAGGAGGAGGAUGUGGAGGAGGAGGAGGAGGAGGCAGCGGAGGAGGAGGAGGAGGAGGAGGAGGAGGAGGAGGAGGAGGAGGAGGAGGAGGAGGAUGUGGCGCCAGCAUUGGGCCGCCCGUAA
This is a messenger RNA of Closterium sp. Naga37s-1, 861 nucleotides long. The record is from the annotation of a GenBank genome assembly. NCBI's taxonomy places the organism in Eukaryota, Viridiplantae, Streptophyta, Zygnematophyceae, Desmidiales, Closteriaceae.